AUGACCCUUGCCAGCACCCUCGUGGCCAGUCGAAGCUCGUGUUUGACUUCCCAAUCAUCGGCCCCCGAGGCCCUUCACUAUCCGUUUAUGCGUAACCAGGGAAAUAUCAGGGGAAUAUCGAAAUUCUACGGCGUAAUCAAUUCCAAUCGCAUCGAGUGUCUUUUGGCGAUGCACGCGCACGAUGCGUAUGUGGAAGAGGCUUUUGGAUUGACGUUGAGGAGAAUUUUUGAUGGAGUAGCUGUCAUUGCACGUGAUUAUUAUAAGAGAAGUUGGGAUAAAAUAAUUGCGGGAAAGAGUGUAUCAAUUGGAAGGGGCGGAUCACAAUUCGAUAUCGAAAAAAUCUACAUACCAGAGCAGCAUGAAGACGGAGAAUGGGAUAAUAUCCAUAAAGAAUAUACAGACUAUGACAUAGCCUUAAUUAAACUGAGAUAUCCAAUUAAAUUCGAUAAAUAUCAAAGACCAAUUAAAAUUAGCUCGAAGUCUCCCAAAGGUGGUGAUAAUGUAACAAUAUGCGGAUAUGGCAGCAUGGGAGUUAUCAGAGGUAAUUCGCCAGGUUUGAGAAAAAGUGAAGUAACAGUGAUAGAUCGUAAAGAGUGCAAACCGUACUCAAAACCAGUAUAUGUCUCAAACAGUCUAUUUUGUGCCGGUAAUGGCACCACUGACGCAUGCGCAGGAGAUUCUGGUAGUCCAGUAGUUAUCAAUAGAGAAUUGGUUGGUAUUGUAUCAUCUGGUCCAGACUGCGAUUAUUAUCCGAUUCACAAUCGUUCGCCUGGGCUGUAUGCCAGAGUUGACUUAGUCUAUGACUGGAUAAUGAAAAUUACUGGAAUCAAAUAUUUAUAA
Molecule: messenger RNA, 840 nt
Organism: Phymastichus coffea
Lineage: Eukaryota; Metazoa; Arthropoda; Insecta; Hymenoptera; Eulophidae
Product: trypsin iota-like
Exons: 4
Coding region: 1-840 (279 amino acids)
Biological process (GO): proteolysis
Molecular function (GO): serine-type endopeptidase activity
Source: RefSeq, a predicted model, not a curated record